CUCCAUCAUGUUUACUCUAGCACAGAUUUUGCACUAUAUAUACCUGACUGCUUUAGUGUUUCCUUCACUCACUGCCCUACAGCUCAAGCUAGUUAGUUUACCUCUUUGGCAGAAUGUUUCCUGUCUCUUGGCACCCCUACCUCCCUGUUCUCUUCUUCCUCUGUCUUGCCGACCACCUCCACACCUCUGGUGUUAUCGCUGGUACAAAUGAGCUGGUCUAUAAUGGCUUUUCAGCUGAUCUGAAGCUUGACGGCAAAGCUUUGUGGAUAGAUGACCUGUUGAGUCUAACCAAUGGCCCAGGUGGUACAAGCGGCCAUGCUUUCUGCAGAUAUCCCCUAAGCUUUCAAGAUAAUCCCGGUGGCGCUAUCUCCUCCUUCUCAACUACGUUUGUGUUCGUCAUGGGCUUCAAGCAGUAUAAAGGUAAUGGGAUGGCCUUCAUACUUUCAUCCACCAGUGACUUACCAGAUGAUUCGCCAGGCGAGUACCUUGGCCUCCCGCAUUCUAACUUAGAUGGCCAUGCUUUCUUCGCCAUCGAGUUCGACACCGUCUUGAAUCCUGAGAUCGGGGACAUCGAUGACAACCAUGUUGGGAUUGAUGUCAACAGCUUGGCCUCAGUUGAAUCCCAAACUGCUGGCUUCUAUAACUUCUACGGUGAGUUCCAAACUGUUGUACUCAGAAGCGGUGAACGAAUUCAGGCGUGGGUGGACUAUGAUAGCAAAUUGUACCAGCUGAAUGUUACCUUAGCACCUUGUCCUUCCUUUAAACCCCAACUUCCGUUGUUGUCGACCACUGUCAAUCUGUCCUCUUUGUUAUCAUUAGGUCCAGUUUAUGCUGGGUUCUCUGCAUCCAGCAGAAAAGUCUCCUCCAGCCAUUAUGUACUUGGCUGGAGUCUGAAAGUAGAUGGGGUGGCUCAGCCACUUCACAACUCUGUAUCGUCUUUUGACACUGCAUAUGAACUUCAAAAUCUAUCCAACUUCGAAUUUCCCAGAAAAAUGAACAUUUUAGGAGUGCCGUUGAUUGUGCAGGCAGUCAUCCUAAUAGUUCUUGCUGUUCUGAUCUGUCGGCAGUUGAGAAAGGCAAAGGAAGAUGAUGAGUGGGAGAUUAAGUGUGGGAUGCCAUCUUUCACAUACAAGGAUCUAGUGACUGCCACUGAAGGCUUCAGCAAUAAGAUGCUCCUUGGGAAAGGAGGCUUUGGAAGAGUGUACAAAGGGGUGCUCCCUACCACCACACAGCAUGUGGCCAUCAAGCGGGUAUCGCCAGAAUCGAAGCAGGGGAAGAAGGAGUUCAUGGCGGAGAUCGCCAUCCUUGGCCAUGUCCGGCACCGAAACCUGGUCCAACUGCUAGGCUAUUGCAGGUACAAGCAGGAGCUGCUCUUGGUCUAUGAUUACAUGGCCAAUGGCAGCCUUGAUAGGUACUUGUAUGACAAGACUACGCCGACCCUGGAUUGGGCUCAGAGGCUUCGCAUCAUCAAAGGCGUAGCUUCCGGCCUCUACUACCUGCACGAGGAUUGGGAGCAAGUCAUCAUCCAUCGGGACAUCAAGGCGAGCAACGUUCUCCUCGACGACGACAUGAAUGGGAGGCUUGGUGACUUUGGCCUCGCAAGGCUGCAUGACCAUGGAGUCGAUGCCCACACCACACUUGUAGCAGGCACCUGGGGAUACAUUGCCCCUGAGCUGGCCCGGCUUGGCAAGGCGACCAAGGCGACUGACGUGUUUGCAUUCGGAGUGUUUACCAUAGAGGUGGUCUGCGGGAGAAAACCAAUCGGCCCGGCCAACACCAGUGGCGGCCUUCUUGCGCUGGCGGAUUGGGUACGUGGCACAUGGCAGGGUGGCUCGAUCGUCGAUGCUGUGGACCCUGAGCUGAAAGAUUACGACAGGGCCGAGGUUGAGCUUGUGCUGAAGCUUGGAUUGCUGUGCUCCCAUUCGCUGCCCAGGUCGCGGCCAUGUAUGCGUCUAGUCAUGCUGUACUUGGAAGGAGGUGCAAGACUUCCAAACUUCCACCCAGCUUCUCUGGUCGCUGAUGGACAUGAGGAUGAAGAGACUGAUCAUAAGGCGUUAUCUACAUCUGCAGCUACGACUGUGACCAUUCUUUCUGGAAGGUGAAAUUUCUGCUGGGGUGGUCAUACCAUCAUACAAGCUUAUCACCAAUGUUUAUUUGGGUCUCUGCAAUUUCUCACCAAUGUUUAUUUGGAUCUCUGCAAUUUCUCGUGUUGUAGUCCGUGAUGUGUGCACAAGUUUGCCAAAUUUAACAUUUUGUUGGGGAAAACCAGAAUUA
Molecule: messenger RNA, 2274 nt
Organism: Aegilops tauschii subsp. strangulata
Lineage: Eukaryota; Viridiplantae; Streptophyta; Magnoliopsida; Poales; Poaceae
Product: L-type lectin-domain containing receptor kinase SIT2
Biological process (GO): protein phosphorylation
Molecular function (GO): protein kinase activity; ATP binding; carbohydrate binding
Source: RefSeq, a predicted model, not a curated record